GGUUGAUGAGGAAGAUCAUUAAAAAUUCCUACCAGAUAUUACUGCGAGAUUUACCGGUUAUACGUCCAUAUUAAGUGAAAACAGUCAUGCCUUCCACACCACAACUAUCUCCCCAAGAGGAGCAGGAGAAACUACUUGAAGAAGCUAAUAACAUUGUCAAGAAUCAGUCUUUCCAGAUGAAAAGAUGUUUGGACAAAGGAAAGCUGAUGGAUGGUCUUAAGCAUGCAUCUACCAUGCUUGGGGAGCUUAGGACAUCUAUGUUGUCCCCUAAAAGUUACUAUGAACUUUACAUGGCGAUAUCUGAUGAGUUACGUCACCUUGAAUUGUAUUUAGUGGAUGAAUUUCAAAAAGGUCGCAAGGUUGCAGAUUUGUAUGAAUUGGUACAAUAUGCAGGCAACAUUGUCCCACGAUUGUAUCUGUUGAUAACUGUUGGUGUGGUAUAUAUCAAAUCAAAUGAGUUGUCACGGAAGGACAUCCUAAAGGACCUUGUGGAGAUGUGUCGAGGUGUCCAGCACCCUUUGCGCGGUCUCUUUCUCAGGAAUUACCUUCUUCAAUGUACAAAGAAUGUACUUCCUGACAGUGAGGAGGACACAUCAAGUGGUGAUUAUGAGGCUGGCACUGUACUCGAUUCAAUAGACUUCAUCUUGUUGAACUUUUCGGAAAUGAACAAGUUGUGGGUGCGUAUGCAACAUCAGGGCCAUUCAAGAGACCGUGUGAAACGUGAACAAGAGAGACGGGAACUGAGGAUCCUGGUUGGCACAAAUCUUGUCCGUCUAAGUCAGCUUGAGUGCAUUGAUAUUGAGAAGUAUAAAAAGUUGGUAUUACCGGGAAUUCUGGAACAGGCAGUGAGCUGUAGAGAUCCCAUUGCUCAGGAAUAUCUGAUGGAGUGUAUUAUACAGGUGUUUCCUGAUGACUUUCAUCUACAGACAUUAAGUUCAUUCCUCAGAGCAUGUGCAGAACUCCAUGAAAGUGUUAAUGUAAAAAACAUUAUCAUUGCACUUAUUGACAGGCUGGCACAGUUUUCCCAGAAUGAGGAGGGACAAGGCAUCCCACAGGACAUUCAGCUGUUUGACAUCUUUUCACAACAGGUCUCACAGGUCAUACAGAAUCGACCUGACAUGCCACCUGAGGACAUUGUAUCCCUCCAGGUGGCGCUGAUUAAUUUGGCACUUAAGUGUUACCCAGAAAAGACAGAUUAUGUAGACAAAGUGCUGGAAACAACAGAGGAAAUCUUCAAUCGACUCAACCUUGACCAUUUGGAGCAUGGCAGUCCGGUCUCUAAAGAAUUGAUGAGACUGAUGAAGAUCCCGGUGGACAGCUACAACAAUGUGCUGAUCGUGCUUCAGCUAGGACACUUUGGACCCCUGUUUGAAUACUUUGACUUUAAAAGUAGGAAAAUAAUGAGCUGCUACAUCAUCAAUAAUGUACUGGAGAAUGACACAUUUAUACCCACACAAGAACAUGUGGACAGUAUCCUGAACAUUGUAAAUGUUUUAGUACAAGACCAAAAUGACCAGCCUGAGGAGCCAGAAGAUCCUGAGGAUUUUGCAGAGGAACAGGGCAUUAUGGGAAGAUUUAUAUAUCUGUUACAAGCAGAGGACCUGAACCAACAAUAUCUUAUUCUGAACACAGCACGAAAACACUUUGGCAGUGGGGGUGAUCAAAGGAUAAAGUUCACCCUACCACCGAUUGUCUUUGCUGCAUACAGACUUGCCAUGAGAUAUCGUGAUCACCAGGAAGAGGAUGAGAACUGGGAGAGGAAAUGUCAGAAGAUUUUCCAGUUUUGUCACCAGACAAUAGGAGCUCUGAUAAAAGCAGAGAUGGCUGAAAUCCCACUGAGGCUAUUUCUACAGGGAGCCAUGGCUGCAGGACAGAUCGAGUUCGAAAACCAUGAAACUGUGGCUUAUGAGUUCAUGUCUCAAGCAUUCUCUCUGUAUGAGGAUGAGAUCAGUGAUAGUAAGGCACAGUUAGCAGCAAUCACCCUUAUCAUCGGCACACUGGAACAGAUGUCUUGCUUUGGGGAAGAGAACCAUGAGCCCCUGCGCACUCAGUGUGCUUUGGCUGCAUCCAAGCUUCUUAAGAAACCUGACCAGUGUCGUGGAGUAUCAACAUGUUCACAUCUGUUCUGGUCAGGCAAAACCUCAACAUCUGAUGGACCAAUGCAAGAUGGAAAAAGAGUUGCAGAUUGUCUAAAGAAAGGAGUGAAGAUAGCAAACCAAUGUAUGGAUGACUCUGUGCAGGUUCAGCUUUACGUGGAACUGCUAAACCACUAUAUAUACUAUUACGAGAAAGGUUGUGACCAGAUAACCGUUCAAGUGUUGAUCCAGUUAAUUACCAAAAUCAAAGAAUUAAUACCAAACUUAGAAGCCAAUGAAGAAACAGAACAAAUACACAAACAUUUCCAAAACACAACAGAACAUUUACAACUGAGAAAAAACAACCCAGAGCCUGAUGGUCCAUCAUACGAUGCACUGACAAUAUGAACAGACUCCUUAAUUGGCCAUUAGGUUGGCAGGUGGUCAUGCUUCAACAGUUUCUAUGAUCAUGUAAAUGCUCAAGGAAUCAUUGUGAGAUGGAGGACCACAACAACCACCUGUGUUUCAGCUGAAGUUAAGGAAAGUGACCAUUAUUAACAAAGAUGUUAUUCAAAACCAUCGUGUAUGUAGUGAUAAUGUCUCUGCAAUUUCAUAUUUACUUAGCUCCAUUUUCUUUCUUGGAGUUUUCAUAAUUUAAUAGGAACUCUACUGGUUUUCACACAGCCUGCAUCAUUUCAUUGGAGAAUGGAGGAUACUAAUCAGAUAUCAAACGCUGAACUGGUGUCUAGAACGACUAAGAGCAUUUUAAAAAAUUCUGUUUUGUAACGUUUUAUGUCAAGUUAGAAUGGCCUAUACCUGUAGAAGAUACAAUUCACUUAGGACUUCACUAUAGUCUAGGCAGGAGUGAGAAGUAAUGACCAGUGCAAUAGGUCAUAAGGUCAGUUGGGUUUCCCUGUCAUUGAAGUUGUAACUUUGUCCUAUGUACUGUUUCUUGUUCUAAUAAUAUUGUGACUUACCGCUGAUCAUGAAUAUUUCCAUGUCAGUGUUUAAGAUUUUUAAUCAAUAUCAAAAAACAAACCCUUUUAACUUUUCACAUUUUAGAUAAACUUUCUUUGAAUUAUGAUGCCUCAUUCAAUUUCUCACUCAUGCCGAACAAGUACGCUCAAUUGCCUAAAAACAGAUAUACAUAGUAUUUAUAUAUAUAUAUGGGACUUAUUUGUUGCACUUUUUUAAAAUAAAAGUUUGGAAAUGAAUAGACUGACCUAAAAACUAAUCUAUUCAUUGUUGAGGAAAGGCUAUUGAAAAUAUUAAGUUCGCCCAUUAGAAUUCAUUUAGAAGUGCUAAAUGAUUUCAAAAUUAAUACAGUGUAUUGAAAAUAUCCUGUGUUAAAAUUCAUAAAGAAGUGCUAAAUUAUUACUUAAUGAGUACAUUGACCAUUUGAAUUGUAGAAUGAAUCACCUGUCACUCAGUCUACAACUUGAAGUUACAUAUGAAUAAGGAAGCGUAGACACUGAGCUAGUUUUCAAGAUUAUUCCAAAACUAAUGACAGUAUGACAACUUAUUCUCAAGAGUUACAGUAGCAUAACUGGAAAAGUUUUCCUCCAGUAGAUUUCUUUUUACAUUUCAAGUAAAAUUAAGUCAUUUUGAUGUAAAAAAUAUUAACUGCUUAAUAUGUUCAUGUAUUGAAACAAGGUUAAUGCCUGUGAGGAAGUUUUGCCAUUAUACACCUGUAGAAGAUGGUGUGCUUGUGUCAGCCCUAUGUAAGUGCUGCUUGACAGUGUUUGGUAUAUGUCUUUACAGUGCAUUUUUUCUCGUUUAUUCAAGUAGAUAUGCAGUUAAAUACAAGUAUAUGUCAACCAAUAAAUUAUU
This is a messenger RNA of Ylistrum balloti, 3905 nucleotides long. RefSeq names its product vacuolar protein sorting-associated protein 35-like. Lineage: Eukaryota; Metazoa; Mollusca; Bivalvia; Pectinida; Pectinidae. The transcript is spliced from 17 exons. The record is from RefSeq and is a predicted model, not a curated record. Gene Ontology annotation, biological process: intracellular protein transport; retrograde transport, endosome to Golgi. The coding region runs from base 87 to 2483 and encodes 798 amino acids. Gene Ontology annotation, cellular component: retromer, cargo-selective complex; retromer complex; late endosome.